AUGAAGUUGGAGAAAGCCCGUGCAAAUCAGUUGGCGAAAGCUCGUGCAAUCUUCAAGCGUUUGAAAGCAGAGAAGUCGGAGGCGAUUGCUAAGAGGAAGUCGAGACUGAAGGAGAACAAAAUGAAAGUGGAGAAGGAGAACCUGCAGAAGCAGGGCAAUGACUUCCAGAAUAUGGAACGAGAAGUUAACCAACUGCAAACGAGACUGGCACAAAGUGAGGAAAUUUUCAGAAAGAUGAAUGAACAACACAACCACACAAUUCUGAAGAGAAGUGAGUUGGAUAUGUUGAUCCAUCAGAUGCAGGUUGAGGCUGAUAGACAGAAGGAGGAAUACGAGAGACCGGUAGGUGAAGCUGGUCACAUGUCAGAUGCUAGGCUUGCCCAGUUGGCUGCGUACCAUGAGAAAUACGAAGCUGAGAUCCUGACCCAGCAUCAGACCAGUUUGCUGGAGAAGGCUGAAGAACAUGCAGCAGACCAUCAGGAGGUAGUCAGUGGAUACAAGGCUCAGAAAAAGGCUGCUUGUGAAGACCAAGCGAGGGUCAGUGAGUCAGCCAGUCAGGCCACUGAGUUACAGAAGGCUCCGGAAUGGGGACAAGUGCAGAUGGACAAACUCAUCAUCACACUGAACACUCCCAGAGUUGAGCAAGAGCUGGAGCAAAGUAGCAUGAUGUUCAGUACCAAGAUGUUUAAUCAUAAGGCAGGAGCAAGGAACGGCAAACCUGAUGCUUUGUGCAGGAAAAACAUCGAGGAUGAUCGUAAAAAGUAUAAACUUGGUCAUGAUUUGGAGGACAUAGAUGAUGUGCUCCCCAUUGGAAACAGUUUUGGAUAA
This is a messenger RNA of Dreissena polymorpha, 828 nucleotides long. RefSeq lists its product as uncharacterized. The record is from RefSeq and is a predicted model, not a curated record. The coding region runs from base 1 to 828 and encodes 275 amino acids. NCBI's taxonomy places the organism in Eukaryota, Metazoa, Mollusca, Bivalvia, Myida, Dreissenidae. The transcript is spliced from 2 exons.